AUGCUUUUCCGCUCGCUGCGGGUAUUCAUCCUCGCCGUCUGCUCAUGCCUGAGCGUCGGAAGUCCAAUCGCCAAACGCAAGACUCCAGGACCAAGCGUGUCUAAUGAACUGUUUGCCAAAUUUGUACGUUAUGCAGACUUCUCCUCUGCAGCAUACGCAUCCGAUUGUCCGAAUCCCCCGUUCGGAGCAACUGUCACCCACCGAAUCAACAACCCGGAUACGGACACUCAAGGCUUUGUAGCGCGAGACGACACUGCCAAAGAGAUUGUCAUCGCCUUCCGCGGCACCUCCAAUCUCGCAGAUUUUGGGACGGACUUCUCGCAAAAGCUCAUCCCGUACACAUCCCCUGGCGUGACGGCCGCCUGUGACGACUGUACAGCACACGAAGGCUUCCUCACCGCUUGGAACAGCGUCGCCAACGAGUCCAUCCUGGCCGUCCGUGAUCAGCUCUCAUCCAACCCUUCCUACGCCGUCACAGUCACUGGACACUCGCUUGGCGCCUCGCUGGCCGCGCUCGCCACCCUAUCCUUCAUCGGCUCCGAUAUCCCCGUGACUACGUAUACUUUUGGCCAGCCACGUACCGGCAACGCGGCGUGGGCCGACUUCGUCGACCAGCAGGCGCCGUCGAGCAAGUUGUUCCGCGUCACGCAUGCCAACGACGGCGUGCCGCAGACGAUCCCCACGAGCGACGGGUACAAGCAUCACUCGACCGAGUACUGGCAGCGAGACGCGGCAACGCCAUUAGGCGUAUUCCAAUGUUCCGGGCAGGAGCCUUCGGACUGUAAUAACUCGGUCAGAGGCACCGGCCUAGGUGCACACGGUAUCGGCAUCAAUGCUGCUCAUCUUAAGUAUCUCAGCGUCUCGACGGGCAACCCUCUCGAUGGUGGAGCGACUGCCUGCAAGGGCAAACCGCCUGGUAUUUUGGGUGGCCUUGAAGGUUUCUUGGGGCUUGAGGAUUAA
Lasiodiplodia theobromae is the source of this 960-nucleotide messenger RNA. Its product is annotated as Lipase class 3. Gene Ontology annotation, biological process: lipid metabolic process. Bases 1 to 960 code for a protein of 319 amino acids. The record is from RefSeq and is a predicted model, not a curated record. Lineage: Eukaryota; Fungi; Ascomycota; Dothideomycetes; Botryosphaeriales; Botryosphaeriaceae. The transcript is spliced from 5 exons.